Molecule: messenger RNA, 1683 nt
Organism: Triticum turgidum subsp. durum (durum wheat)
Lineage: Eukaryota; Viridiplantae; Streptophyta; Magnoliopsida; Poales; Poaceae
Source: the annotation of a GenBank genome assembly
AUGUUAUAUGUGUAUGUGUUGCAGGAAAAUCUUCUGAAGUGGCUAAGUGAUGAUAAGGCCAGAGAUCAGUUUGUGAUCCGUGCUGGUACUUUCACGGAAGUGUACUGGAAUGACGCUAGACGGGCAACGCCUGAGCUUGUGUACCAAAAGCAGUACUGGACGGAUAGCUAUAUUCAAUGGUCCCCUCUUGGAACACACUUGGCGACCGUGCAUAGGCAGGGCGCGCAGGUGUGGGGUGGUGAUGAUAAGUUUGUUCGUCUAAUGCGCUCACAGUUGAAACUCAUCGAUUUCUCUCCCGGUGAGAAAUAUUUGAUUUCUUACAGCAGCCAUGAGCCCAGCAACCCCAUAGACACACAUAGGGUUGUACUAAAUAUCUUUGAUGUACGGACUGGAAAAGUAAGGCGGGAGUUCAAGGGAAGUGCUGAUGAUUUCACUACUGGUGGAAAUAUGGGUGUGUCUGGUAUUUCAUGGCCUAUCUUCAGGUGGGGUGGUGGAAGAGAUGAUAAGUAUUUUGCUAGGCUAGGAAAGAAUGUUAUAUCUGUCUAUGAUACUGAGACAUUCGCUCUUAUUGAUAAGAAGUCCUUGAAGGUAGAAAAUGUGGUUGACUUCAGUUGGUCUCCCACUGAUCCUAUCAUAUCACUCUUUGUGCCUGAAUUGGGUGGUGGAAAUCAGCCUGCCAGGGUGAGUCUUGUGCAAAUUCCGGGCAAAGAGGAGAUUCGGCAGAAAAACCUUUUCAGUGUGAGCGACUGCAAAAUGUACUGGCAAAACAAUGGAGAAUAUCUGGCUGUCCAGGUAGACAGGUACACAAAAACAAAGAAGAGCAUUUACACUGGGUUUGAGCUGUUCAGAAUCAAGGAACGAGACAUCCCAAUUGAGGUCUUUGAAUUGGACAACAAGAAUGACAAGAUAAUUGCCUUUGCAUGGGAGCCUAAAGGUCACCGCUUUGCUGUUAUUCAUGGUGAUGGGCCUAAGCCCGAUAUAAGUUUCUACACCAUGAAAGCAGUCAACAAUAAUGUUAGUCGUGUGUCCAAGCUCACCACACUCAAGGGCAAGCAAGCCAAUGCAUUGUUCUGGUCUCCUGCUGGGCGUUUCAUUGUUCUGGCAGGGCUGAGGGGUUUCAAUGGCCAGCUGGAGUUCUUCAACGUUGAUGAUCUUGAGACCCUGGCGACAGGAGAACAUUUUAUGGCGACUGACAUCAUGUGGGAUCCUACUGGAAGAUAUCUCGCAACUGCAGUUACCUCGGUUCAUGAGAUGGAAAAUGGUUUCCAAAUCUGGUCCUUCAAUGGCAAGCAUAUUUACAAGGUUUUAAAGGAUCACUUCUAUCAGUUCCAAUGGCGCCCAAGGCCUCCGUCGCUGCUUACUCCCGAGAAGGAGGAGGACAUCUCAAAGAACAUCUCAAAGAACCUCAAGCGGUACAGCAAGAAGUACGAACAAGAGGAUCAGGACGUGCACCACCUUUUGGACGAGGAGGAGCGCAAGAGACGGAUGCGGCUUCAAGAGGUGUGGGAAGCAUGGGUCGCCAAGUGGAAGCAACUGCACGAGGAUGAGCGAGCAUUCAGGAUGCAGCUUAGGGGCGGGGAGGACAGCGACAAGGAAGAAGAGGCGGAAUACAAGGAGAUUGAGGCGGAGGAGCUGGUUGAUGUCACAGAAGAAACCGUUGCCUUUGACCUGGACCAGGAGUGA